Messenger RNA from Selaginella moellendorffii, 1969 nucleotides. RefSeq names its product putative RING-H2 finger protein ATL12. The record is from RefSeq and is a predicted model, not a curated record. NCBI's taxonomy places the organism in Eukaryota, Viridiplantae, Streptophyta, Lycopodiopsida, Selaginellales, Selaginellaceae. The transcript has a single exon. Bases 607 to 1950 code for a protein of 447 amino acids.
AAGAAGAAUAUCGAGAAGAUUUUGGCCGAGGGAUGGAGAUAUAUAUCCCAUGAGCUGGGAGAAUCGAAUCGAUAAGUUCUUGGAACCCUUGUUCUAGGGGCUGGAUGGAAUGGGGGGCAAAUGGAGCUUGGCGACGGGCGCCUUGCGCUGGGAGUGAUCCAGGGCGAUCCAAUGCCAGCGGCAGUGGAUUUCUGCGUUGCCGAGGCUAGGGCAAUCACGAAAUGGAUCGAUCGAUUCCAGUGCGAGCGCGAUCCAGGUAAUCUCUCCAUUUUACGCAGCUGUAGAAGAAAACAAGGAAAAGAAAAAAGAGAGAGCUACAGGCCAGGCCAGACAAGACUGACAAGCGAAGAGGAAGAUUAGAUAGAUAGAGAUAGCAAAGGAAGGGAUGCAAAUCAAUGCCAUUUCACGCGCUCCGAGAUGGAAGAGUAGGAACACAGUGCUCUACUGGAGUAGCAGUAGCAGUAGCAGUAUCAGCGUCAGGCACAACAAGGGUCUGGAAAAUCACAGGAAUUCUUCUUUCUCCUUGUCCAGGUAUGUUCUCGGGAUAGAGAAAACUCUUGCUAGAGGCCGGGAGGGGCAUUCCAAGGCAGGGAUCCGAAUUGAGCCAUGGGAAGCUCGCGCUUCUCUCCUGCUGCUACAUUUCGAUUCGCAGCAGCAGUGGCAGCAGAGCUAGCAGCAAGCCCGCAAGGCAGUGGCACGAAUCAGACUAGUAGCGAGAACACCAACAACACCAGCAGCGUUCCAGCUUCGUUCCGGCCGAGCAUCGCAGUCAUUGUGGGAGUUCUCACGACGAUGUUCUCGCUCACUUUCCUGCUGCUCAUCUACGCUAAGCACUGUAAGAGGAAUCCGGGUGGAGUCUUUGGAGGUGGUGACGAGCUCCCAAUGAUUUUGCCGCAAGGUCACCAGCAGCAGCAGCUCCUUUUCGGCCGGACCGACACUGGCAUCGACUCGGCAGUGGUGGAAGGGCUUCCGACCUUCUCCUUUUCGUCGCUCAAGGGGAACAAAGACGGCCUCGAGUGCGCUGUGUGUCUCUGCAAGUAUGAGGAGCGCGAGAUACUUCGGCUCCUUCCCAAGUGCAAGCACGCCUUUCAUGUCGACUGCGUCGAUACUUGGCUUGGAUCUCACUCGACGUGCCCGCUGUGUAGAAGCCAUGUUUCUGCCGAGGAUCUCCUGGUGGUCGAUGAGAUGAUGCUGCUCAUGCUCUCCUCCAGGAGGAGAUCACUAGAUCAAGUUCCUCAGCAGCAGCCUUCGAGAAGUUCUUUGGAUAUCGACAUGGGAUCGGCUCACGGUACCGGCUUCCAGAUCUACAUCCAGAGAGAGGACAACGACGAGCCGGCCUAUUCCUUGAAUGCGGUGGCGGAAGAGUCCGAAUCCUCUGGUUUUGUUGCGGCGAGCUCUACUCCUCGAGAACCGGCUAGAUCAGAUCAUGGCUGUCUGCGGAGAGUGGGUCACAGGAUCAUUGUCUCAGACGUGUUGCUACAAAGGAGAUGGAGUGAUUUGGUUCCGUCGGACGUGCUUUUCCUCGGCAGCUCACAGGCACUCUUUUGUCCGAGCAUAGAGCACACGAGUUUUGCUCACUCCAAGCAGCCUUCCUCGCUACUCAAGAGAGCUUUGUCGCUUGGAAGAAACGUAGACACGAUGGGCAGUACUCGCUCGUCCGUGGUGUGCUCCCAGCGGUGUAUGUCCGAGAUGACAGGACUGGACAGGCUACACAACAGCUCGACUUUGUUCUCCAAGAAGGACAUCCUUGCUUCGAGUACCCGGCAUCAAGUUGACGAGCACGAGGAGGCUAGCCGAGUGAUGUGGAGGUCCAUUGCCAGAAGGACUCUCAACUGGCUGAUGAGAAGGGAGAGCAGUAGCAGCAGGAUCAUCAACUCAAGCACGACUUCUUUUCCGUGGCUCGGAGGAGGGCCUUACAAGCAUUCAGUGACAACAGGAGCAGCAGUAUAGCAGCGUCAGCAGCGGGGAU